Molecule: messenger RNA, 1319 nt
Organism: Dioscorea cayenensis subsp. rotundata (Guinea yam)
Lineage: Eukaryota; Viridiplantae; Streptophyta; Magnoliopsida; Dioscoreales; Dioscoreaceae
Product: Werner Syndrome-like exonuclease
Exons: 6
Coding region: 38-988 (316 amino acids)
Biological process (GO): nucleobase-containing compound metabolic process
Molecular function (GO): nucleic acid binding; 3'-5' exonuclease activity
Source: RefSeq, a predicted model, not a curated record
CAAUCUUUUCGCAUAUUCCGAAGAAACGCAAGGACGAAUGGGAUCCGAGGGAAGUGAAGCCGCCGCGAAUCCCAUGCCGGAAUGGGACCUCGCCGCCGAGAAGGAGCUCGUCGCCGCCGAGAAAUCCUACCUUGCCAAGCGCAAGAAGCGCUUCCAGAUUGACCCAGCCUCCGCCUCUGGCUCUCCCUCUCAUUGCCCCAAAGCUCGGCGUUUGCCUGCUUGGACUUCUCUGUCUCCGGCUCACCGAUCGGGAGACCAUAACGCUCUCGCUCCUACUCAUGCGAUCCCGAAUUCUAGAAAUGGAGUCUGGAAUCUUGCUCCUCAUGUUCGACCAGUUAAUUUAAAAGUGAGGCACCAAUCUUUUAAUUUUGGUGGCCAUAUUGUAUAUAGCAGGACAGUUCCUGAAGUUGAGCAAUCUGCAAGGGAGCUCUUGCAAAAAAUCAAAGGCAUGGAAAAGAAUAUGGAGCCAGUUUCUCUUGGAUUUGACAUUGAGUGGAAACCAGCCUUUGGUCGAGGAGAAACACAAAACAAAGCUGCAGUAAUGCAGAUAUGCAUGGACUCCACUCAUUGCUAUGUAAUGCAUAUAAUUCAUACUGGCAUACCUCCUAUAUUGAAAUCUCUUUUGGAGGAUACUUUCAUCUACCAAGGAGUAUGUGUCGCCAAUGAUGCGACUAAAAUUUGGAGGGAUUACAAUGUACGUGUAGAAUGCUUGCAAGACCUUUCAGUUCUGGCAAAUCUCAAGCUUGGUGGAGCCCCUAGAAACUGGAGCUUAUCCUCACUGACGGAAACACUCACCUGUAAAGAGCUCGAGAAGCCGAAGAAAAUAAGAUUGGGAAACUGGCAAACAAAUAUCUUAUCACAAGCACAACUCCAAUAUGCUGCCACCGAUGCUUAUGUAUCUUGGUACUUGUAUCAGGUUCUAAGAAGCUUUUCCAACACAAAGGCGGAAACAAAUUCUUCAGAGAACAUGAAUAAUGCAGAAUCAUGACCUAUAAUUCAGCCAUUGAAGCUCCUGCAUGGAACCGGAUACCAUUCGCAUAAUGAAUUUCAGGUACAACAUUCAAAGGUUGUAAACUGCUCUAUUUCCCAUGUUAGGAUCAAGAGAAUAUUAAGAAGCUGAGGCAUAUAAUGCUGAGAUUCUUAUGAAAAAUUCCUGUUGUUUAAUUUGAAUAAGUUAGCAAAGCUUGGUUCUCUCACUAUCAUCAACUUGUUACUGAUAUUCUGCAGAUGCUUUGUAAACUUCUGGAUUGUUUAUGAACAUCACAUUCACCUUUAAUGCCAAAAUUCUGUUGCCAUGCUUUGAUGUUCAAUAAAGUUAA